Molecule: messenger RNA, 3189 nt
Organism: Telopea speciosissima
Lineage: Eukaryota; Viridiplantae; Streptophyta; Magnoliopsida; Proteales; Proteaceae
Product: muscle M-line assembly protein unc-89-like
Exons: 16
Coding region: 31-2823 (930 amino acids)
Biological process (GO): mitotic sister chromatid cohesion; DNA repair
Cellular component (GO): chromatin; nucleus
Source: RefSeq, a predicted model, not a curated record
CGAAGCUUCGAGGAUCUGGAACGGGAACAAAUGGCGUCCUCGGAGAAAGACCUCGAAGAACAACUUAAGGAAGCUGGGGAGAGACUCCUCAAUAGUCCUCCUUCUGAUGUCGAUGAACUCCUCCCACUUCUCGAGCAAGUUGAGACUUGCCUAUCAAGGGUAGAGCAAUCACCAUCAAAUUCAAUGCAAGAUGCAAUUUGCUCCUCAAUGAAGGCACUGGUUGCUGAUGAUCUUCUUAGGCAUUCAGAUAUGGAUGUUAAAGUUGCAGUUGCAUCUUGCAUCAGUGAAAUCACUAGAAUAACAGCACCAGAAGCUCCUUACGAAGAUGAACAAAUGAAGGAAAUAUUUCAGUUGAUUGUUGGUGCAUUUGAGAAAUUGUUUGAUACUGAUAGUCAUUUAUAUUCUAAGAGAGUUUCAAUUCUUGAAACUGUGGCAAAGGUUCGAUCAUGUGUUGUGAUGUUGGACCUUGAAUGUGAUGCUCUGAUUCUUGAGAUGUUCCAGCAUUUCUUGAAAGCUAUAAGGGAUGAUCACCCUGAAAAUGUAUUCUCCGCGAUGGAGACAAUUAUGACCCUUGUAUUAGAAGAAAGUGAAGAUAUCUCAUUGGAGCUUCUUUCACCCCUCUUAAAUAGUGUUAAAAAGGAGAAUCAGGAUGUUUUGCCUAUUGCACAAAAACUUGGAAAGAAAGUAAUUGAAAACUGUGCCGAUAAGAUUAAACCAUACAUGAUUCAAGCAGUACAAUCUUCGGGAAUUUCUUUCAAUGACUACUGUGACAUUGUGGCCUCUAUAUGCCAAGAAACAUUUCCGCUGAUAUGGAUAUAUUUUUGGUGGAGUUUUUUCCCAUAUUUAUUUAAUUUUAACUCGUUUAUUGGCAUGUUUCAGGUAGAUGGGGGCGAAUUGUCAGAGAAGACUAGUGUAGAUGAGCCGCCCCAGGCGGCUAAUGAACUCCCACCAGAAACGGCCGGUUCUGGAUCAGUGGAUCCUGCUGUGGAUAAAUCUCCCAAGUCAGUGAUGAGCAAUGGUAAUGCUCAAACUGGAAAUGAGGACUCUUUAAUAGAUCCAAGUUCCCCAAAAAAGAAGCCUGAGCGUUCUCGUCGUACUAAUCAAUCCAAAAGCACGGAUGGAACAGCCAAUACUGAACCUGAUAGUUUGGAACCUGAGAAGGUAGUCAGACCAGAAAAAAAGCCAGAUCAAGCUACAAAGAAAACAAGGGGUAGGAAACCUAAUUCUUUGAUGAAUUCUACAGAAGGCUCUGACCGUUCUCGGAUUGAUCGUGAGAAAGGAUCUGUAGAACAGCCUGACCGCAGGAAGAGUCGCACAAAGGAAGCUGAUAGUGCAACUUCUGAAGGCCCUUCUACCAAGGAGGUGACUGUUUCAUCUGAACCAGAAAAGGAGAGUGAGGCACAGGCUUCCUCUCCAACAGCAUCACCUAGUAUGGCAAUUAAUGUUUCAUCUCCAAAACCGACCCAUACUGAUGGAACUCCCUCCAAGAAGGGACGACGUGGGCCUAAGAAGAAAGGAAGCAGGAAACAUGAAGCUGAGCAUGGUUCAUCACUGAAGGGAGCUUUAUUGAGUGAUCAUGGUGAGGAUGAAGCUCCACCUUCUGCAGCUGUUAGCUCCAAGAAGGAAUCAGAGGGCAUGAGUGAUUCUGAAGCAAAGCCACAUAAGCGCACAGGGAAAAAAACACUUACUGGGAAUGCCAAUGAGAAAACUCCAACUCAAGUUGAUGUUCCAAAGAAGGAACCUGGAGCUGGAGCCACAAGUGAUUCAGAUGUGAUGUCGCUGAGGAAGUCUGGCAAGAAGGUAGAUGGCAAAAAUGCCAAUGAGGAUGAGUCAUCAGGAAAACAAGACGGUAAAAAAAGGAGAGGCAGGGGCAAAACUGACUCCGGUAAGAAUGUGGUUGAAGAAUCAAGUAAGAAGGUCAUUGCAAAGGUCACAACUUCUUCACCUAAGUCUGCAACAAAGUCAUCGAAUAAAGAUGAAAGUCAAGUCGAAAACACCCCUAAGAUAUCUUCCAAGAGAAAACGUACUCCAGGGAAGGAAGAGUUAAUCAGUAAUUCUGAAACACUGCAUGGUGAAAAUCUGGUUGGUUCCAGGAUUAAGGUUUAUUGGCCAAAAGAUCGUAUUUAUUAUGCAGGUGUCGUAUCAUCUUUUGACCGUGGUAAAAUGAAGCAUAAGGUUUCUUAUGAUGAUGGAGAUGUGGAGAUAUUGAAACUUAGUAGGGAGAAGUGGGAGUUUAUUAAAGAAGAUAAUUUGGCAGAUGGGGAACAAGAAAUUGAUCUUCCUAGUCCUGAUACUUCUUCUGACAUGCACCGAAAGAAGAAAGCGAAAAUGAAUUCAGAUUCAGAAACCAAGCAAGGAAAGCCAGAUGCUUCUGCUAAAAGCACUGGUGGAGUUUCGACCAGCAAAUUCAAAAGCGAAGUUUCAAAAACUGGUGGUAAAUCCAAGGACGAUGUUAAACUCAGCGGCAAGUCCAAAGAUGACAACCCUAAAAUUGUCAACAAAUCGAAGGUUGAAACACCUAAAACUGGUAGCAAAUCGAAAGAUGAUGUCCGGAAGUCAGGAAUCAAAUCGAAGGAGGACACAUCCAAGAUGAAGUCCAAGGAUGAGACAACCAAAACAAGCACCAAAUCUAAGGUUGCAACCCCAAAAACUGCCCCAAAAACUGGUGGCAAGACCAGUGCUAAUGGUACUACUGCCAAAGGGAAAUCCAGUUCAUUGAAGCUACAAGAAAAUGAAGAUUCUGUGCAAGAGAAAUCAGAUUCUACAAAGGCACAAGAAAAUGAGACAAAAAGUGGGAAGAAGCGAAGGAGGUCAAAUGGUUGAUGAUGUAACUGAGACCGAUCUGAUUCUUGAGGGAAACUGAUUAUCUUUUCCCCAGUGUUUCCUAAGGUAAAUAUGAUCUUAUUCACUUUCAACUAGAGAGGAGUUCAUCCCUCAGACUGCUUCUUCACUGCACUAGUUCCAGGUGCCGUGUGUAUCUGGUAGUUUGUGAUGUUUGGCAUAUCCCCAUGCUGUUGUCAGUGGCAUUGGAUUUCGCUUUUGUAGGGUUUGGAGUAGCAGGGAUGAUUUAAGGGUUUGAGGGUUUCUUGUCUCUACAAAGAGGGGGGAAAAGUCUUGUAGUGCGUGGCUGUAGUGACUUUAGAGCCUUCGUUAAAUUACUUUUUGCAGUUAGUGUAUAAGUUAAACCAA